AUGAAUUACGCUAACUGGCAGACGAAGAACGAAGAUAUCCAUCAACAUCACCAACUGCAACAACACCACAACAAUUUGACUUUUCGGUCACUGGAAUCAAUCUCGGUGAAUGAUAAGUCACCUAUUAUGGAUGCUUCUUCUGGUAUUGAGACUACCACAACGGAUCCAGAGUUGUCGAGGACCUCUUCGAAUCUGAAGUACAAUCCAAAACAAAUAUCAUCGUUUACAAAGCGAGCAGAGCAAAAUAGAAAUGCGCAAAGGGCAUUUAGACAAAGGAGGGAGAAAUACGUUCAGGAUUUAGAAAAAAAGGUGCAAGAAAUGGAUGAGUUGAAAGCAAAGAAUGAAAACUUGAAUAACGAAAAUGUCCAGUUAAAGGAUUAUGUGAUGAUUUUACAAAGGAAAAUCAUUGAGUUGACUCAAGGGAAGGAUUUGGGUCACCAUGAUCACUCUUUAUCAGACCCAUUUAGUACGAAGUAG
This is a messenger RNA of Lodderomyces orthopsilosis Co 90-125, 477 nucleotides long. It is a transcript of the gene CAP4, whose product is annotated as Cap4p. Gene Ontology annotation, cellular component: RNA polymerase II transcription regulator complex. The transcript has a single exon. Lineage: Eukaryota; Fungi; Ascomycota; Pichiomycetes; Serinales; Debaryomycetaceae. Bases 1 to 477 code for a protein of 158 amino acids. The record is from RefSeq and is a predicted model, not a curated record. Gene Ontology annotation, molecular function: transcription cis-regulatory region binding; DNA-binding transcription activator activity, RNA polymerase II-specific.